CGUCUACCCCGGGCAUCGAGUCGAUUAACUUCAAAAACAUGUGGUCGAUACUUCCACUGCUCUCGCUGAGUGCUCUGCUCGUACCUGUUCAAUCAUUAUAUUUCUACAUUGACGGCACGUCACCAAAAUGUUUCUUCGAGGAGUUGCCAAAGGAUACGCUCGUGGUUGGCAAAUACGUUGCGGAGGAAUUUGAUGAGAACUCGAAGCAGUGGUCAAAACACGACGGGUUGAAUAUCUUCAUUACAGUCGAUGAAGUAUUCGACAACGACCACCGCGUCGUAACCCAAAAAGGAUCAUCAUCAGGUCGCUUCACAUUCACAGCAGCCGACGCAGGAGACCACAAGAUCUGCUUCCUGCCCUCCUCCAAUUCCGGCAGCUCAGGAUGGCUAUCAGCUUUACACCCCUCAGGCGGCAUUAAGCUGACCUUGGAUCUGGCAAUUGGAGAGACGAGCAACAUCGAGAGCACAGACAAGGGCAAGAUCCAAGAUAUUGUGAAGAGAGUCAAGGAUCUCAAUGGCAGACUACAGGAUAUCAGACGUGAGCAGGUAUUUCAGCGGGAACGCGAGGCCGAGUUUAGAGAUCAGUCCGAGUCAACGAACGCACGAGUGGUUAGAUGGACAUUGGUUCAAUUGGUCGUGUUGGGCAUUACAUGUGCAUGGCAACUUUCUCACCUAAGGUCUUUCUUCAUUAAGCAGAAAUUGACAUAGAGAAAGGAGGGAGUGGUUAAGAUAGGACUGAGAUAAAAAUGAACUUUGUAAAGUAUGGAAUAGGUAGCACGGCAGGCUGGAGUCAAUCACUCUUGCACUAGAAACUUCACAUAAUGAGAUCAAUUUCUGGGCAA
Mollisia scopiformis is the source of this 841-nucleotide messenger RNA. RefSeq names its product ERP1 protein precursor. The record is from RefSeq and is a predicted model, not a curated record. NCBI's taxonomy places the organism in Eukaryota, Fungi, Ascomycota, Leotiomycetes, Helotiales, Mollisiaceae. Bases 39 to 707 code for a protein of 222 amino acids. The transcript is spliced from 3 exons. Gene Ontology annotation, biological process: Golgi organization; endoplasmic reticulum to Golgi vesicle-mediated transport; intracellular protein transport. Gene Ontology annotation, cellular component: endoplasmic reticulum-Golgi intermediate compartment; COPII-coated ER to Golgi transport vesicle; membrane.